Molecule: messenger RNA, 744 nt
Organism: Tetrahymena thermophila SB210
Lineage: Eukaryota; Ciliophora; Oligohymenophorea; Hymenostomatida; Tetrahymenidae
Exons: 1
Source: RefSeq, a predicted model, not a curated record
UCACCAAUUAUUUCGAUAUAAAUAAUAAUAAAUUUCAUAAAAUUAAAAGACUAUCUAAAAUAUAGAAAAAUUAAUAGCAAAUCAUAUUCUAAUAAAAUGGCUAAGAGACAAAGAAGAGAAGACUACACCAUCGAAGUUAUGAGAAGGGAGCACUGCCCUGAGGUAGCUAAGCUCAUCUACAAAGAAUUCACCAAGCACAACCCUGUUUGGAAAAAAUUCUAAUCCACCCCUGAAUAGGUCAUCCCUAUUAUCUUAGAAAGAAUCGAAUGCACUGCCGAUUCUGAAACUUCUUCAGUUUUAUUCUGCGACAACAAGCUUGUUGCUGUAUAAAUCAUUAUUGACUAUGUUGAUUUCCUUAACCCUAAGACUAAGGGAAAAGAUCUCCCUGAAAUGUUCUAAGUUAUUGGAAAGGCUCACGCUUAAUUGUUCGACGGUCUCCUUAACUACAAGGUUGAAAGAAAUAAAGUUUGCAUUUUCUCCUACCAAUGUGUUGAUGAAGAAUACAAUGGUUGUGGUUUCUAUGGAGCUCUUAACAUGCAAGCUGCCAGAAUUAUUGGUCUUGGUUAUGAAAUCUCAUUUGCAAUCACCACUAACCCCCUUAUCGUUGGUAAGGUAUAAGAAAACUAAGGUUCAAGCCAACUCAGAAGCAUCUAAUUCACUGAAAAAGACCACCCUCUCUAUGGAACUGAAAUGCAAUUGAUCCAAAUCGCUGGUCCUGAAGUUGAAGUCCAACCCAAGCUUUGA